This is a messenger RNA of Caenorhabditis sp. 36 PRJEB53466, 1140 nucleotides long. Lineage: Eukaryota; Metazoa; Nematoda; Chromadorea; Rhabditida; Rhabditidae. The record is from the annotation of a GenBank genome assembly.
AUGGCGAAUAAAUCAAUGUACGGCAAUGUGAUUAAGAGUGAGUUUUAUCUGGAAAUUGUCUAGUUGCACAGAUGUUUUUCAGACGAUUUGGAUGUAGACGGGAUGAUUGUGAAAAUCCUGAACGUCGGAGUAGAUGGACCUUUCCAGGAGGUUGUUUCAGCUCGAGAUGUUUCUGUUCUUCUGGACAUGGCCAAGUGAGAAAGCAGAAGAAGUCAUUAAUUAACUCACUAAUCUUCAGAGUCGUUUUCAUGAAGCAAGGAUCAAUGGUCGAGCUGGAAGCGCCCGUCAAAAUCUGCGGAGACGUGCACGGACAGUACUCGGACGUGCUGCGCCUGUUCGACCGCGGCGGGUUCCCUCCGUUCGUCAACUACCUCUUUCUGGGUGAUUACGUGGAUCGCGGAUCGCAAAGUCUUGAAACCGUCACUCUUUUUCUCGCUUACAAAGUCAAGUACCCGGGAAACUUCUUCAUGCUGCGUGGCAAUCAUGAAUGCGGAGCCAUCAACCGUGUCUACGGAUUCUUGGAUGAGGUCGGCCGGAAGUACGAUUCCAAGAUCGCUGGCACACUUUGGAACAACUUCCAAGUGAGAUCUUUCUCAAUUUUCUCUGCUCCACGUGUUUUCCGUUCCAGAACUGCUUCGCUUGCAUGCCGUACACUGCUCUCGUCGCCGGGAAGAUCCUCUGCAUGCACGGCGGAAUCAGCAAGCGGAUGACGAGUCUAAAUCAGCUCCGCAAGUUGCCCGUCCAGUCCUCGACAUUCCCAACAACUCUCUCGAGAUUGACCUUCUCUGGUCGGACCCCGAUGCGACCAUUAGUGGAUUUGAGAACAGCACGCGCGGAGUCGGUCAGGUGUUCGGCAACGAGGCGCUGAUCGAAGUGAUGGAGAGACUGGGAGUGGAACUGAUCGCCCGUGCUCACCAGGUCGUCCAGGACGGCUACGAAUUCUUCUGCAACAAAAGACUCGUGACGGUCUUCUCGGCUCCUCAUUACUGCGGGGAAUUCAACAAUGCGGCCGCAAUGAUGAACGUCGACAAGAACUUGAUGUGCUCUUUCCAAGUACUUUCUCUCUUUAACUCUUCACUCAAUGUCUCUAUUUUCCAGAUCAUGAGACCGAAAGUAUCGAGCAAUUCAAAGAACGACUGA